CCAAGGAGGGGCGGUGGUAACAUCUUCUUCCUCCCUCUCUCUACCUAAUUGCAAAAGGAUUUCAAAAUGAAGGCACUGCUGUUGUCCCUCUUGGUGGGGUGUGCGUUGGGAGCCUCAGUCGAGCGACCGAGACGUCAGGUCUUCGGUAAUGCCAUUGACCUGCAGUCUUCCCAGGGUUAUCUGCCGCCACGACCUGGCCCCGACUGCCAGCCAUCCACCGUCUAUCGAACACAGACGCAGUACUCCACCCAAGUCGUCCCCUCCACCGUCUACAAUAACGACGUGCAGUACCUCACCCAGACCUCCGUCCGCACUCAGCAGGUCUACACCACUAUCUACUCCGAAGUCGUCCGCACGCAGCAAGUCCCGUCGGUGCAGUACCAGACAGUCACCGUCACUCGCACACAGGACAACGUGCGCACACAGGUCAUCACUCUCCCACCUCAGGUCAGCUAUGUGACCCGCACACAGCAGAGUGUCAGGACUGAAGUUCAGUACCAGACCAGAUACGAGACCCGUACUCAGCAGGUCCCCACCACCAUCACCAGAAACGUCGUGUCCACACAGGUGGUACCUCAGCAGGUGGUCAGCACUAUCUACCAGACACAGACGGUUACCAGGACGCAGCAGGUACCAGGUCAGACGCGUACUGUCGUCAGCACUCAGUACAGCACCCAGCAUUCCACUGUUGUCGUGCCCGCACAGGACGUCGUCAGGACGACGGAAGUGGUCAGGACCAACGUCGUCACGCAGACCAUCACUCAGCCCGGCCAGACCAACGUCGUCACCUCCACGCAGGUGGUCCCCGUAACCACAACCAUCUUCUCGCAGGUAGUUCUCACCAACACCCAGACUCAGUACGUGACACGCACACAGGUACAGCAGCAGGUGUCCACCGUCGUGCGCACGCAGCAGGUGCCGCAGUACAACACCAGGACUGUCACAGUGCCCCAGCAGGUGGUGAGGACCCAGGUGUCCACCCAGGUGGUUCCCACAACCAUCUACACCCAGCAGACAGUUCCUUCCGUCGUUAACCUCCCAGCCGAGACGCAGUACGUCACCGUCACACAGACGUCCGUCAUCACCCAGCAAGCUCCUGGUCAGACCCGCACCCAGUACGUGACCAGUACAGUGUACAACACCAACCAGGUGACGUCCACUGUGUUCAACCAGCAGUACAACACCGUGACAGCCACCAGCACCGUCCAGCCCAACUGCAACACCGGCUACAACUACCCUGAGCCAUCCCAGGCCUUCAAUGCAUUUGGAAAAUAGAAAGGAAACUCUUAAAACCUGACACUUUUUUGUUAGCACAUUGUGAUAGAGAAGACUAUAGGAGAACGGCGAGAACAAGAUAUAAAAAACAAUAUGAAAAUACUUCAAAAUGGAGCUGAAUAUAUUUAAUAA
This is a messenger RNA of Penaeus indicus, 1407 nucleotides long. Its product is annotated as mucin-3B-like. The coding region runs from base 67 to 1275 and encodes 402 amino acids. The transcript has 2 exons. Lineage: Eukaryota; Metazoa; Arthropoda; Malacostraca; Decapoda; Penaeidae. The record is from RefSeq and is a predicted model, not a curated record.